This is a messenger RNA of Alnus glutinosa, 1765 nucleotides long. Its product is annotated as UPF0481 protein At3g47200-like. The transcript has a single exon. The coding region runs from base 38 to 1420 and encodes 460 amino acids. The record is from RefSeq and is a predicted model, not a curated record. Lineage: Eukaryota; Viridiplantae; Streptophyta; Magnoliopsida; Fagales; Betulaceae.
UGUACCUCCAUCUCCACACCCAUAAUCUAAAACCAAAAUGCCUCCCAGGAAAAACAAAUCCACGGGCUCGCUAGACGGUCUGAUCUCCAAGACCACCAAAAUAUCGACGGACUCGCUAGAUGACUUGGAAGGUCAGAUCUCCAAGACUUCUUGCAUCUACGCACAGAUACCAAGCGAAGCCAGAAGUUGUUGCAUCUACGCAGUCCCCGUGACGCUCAUCGAGAUCAACGGCAAGAAGGCGUAUACAUACCAGCCCCGGGUGGUCUCCAUCGGGCCCUACCACCGCAGCGAGCCUCAAGUGAAGGCGAUGGAGAAGCACAAACUGAAGGUCCUGAGCCUUUUACUUCAUAAGAAACAAUUGCAUUUAGAUGUGUUAUUGGAAAGCACACGCCCACUUGUAGCGGAAGCCAGAAAGUGUUAUUCCAAAGAGAUGAACCUCGAGUCUAUUAAUGAUGAUCGGUUCCUCAAGAUGAUAGUUCUUGAUGGUUGUUUCUUAAUAGAGUUGUUUCGAAAGGCUGACAAACAGAAACUGUUCGAGUUCAACGACCCUCUCGCCACGAUGGCGUGGGCAGUACCAUAUAUCUACGGUGACCUGCUUCUGCUCCAGAAUCAGAUCCCUUUUUUUGUUCUAGAAAGGUUGUUUGAAACUUCCAAAAUGCCUGGGGAGUCGGAUGCUUCCUUGUCCUUGCUCGCUUUACGAUUCUUUAACAAAGUAAUGCAAAGGCCCAACCAAGUCAUAGAGAGCUUCACGUUCCGCCGCAAUCAAACAGUACCCUUCCAUUUGCUGGACUUGGUUCGGUCAAGUUUUCUCACGCCCCAUCUAGAGCAAUCAAAGAAGAACGAGGGCAACACACAGACUUGCCGUCUUAUUCACAGCAUCUCAAAGCUCCGCCGAGCGGGGAUUGAGGUCGAACUGAGAGAGGCGGACAGCUUCUUGGACGUGAAAUUCGGGAAGGGGAAAUUAAGGAACGGUGUGAUCCAGAUGCCGAAUAUAACCAUGGACUACCACAUGAAGUCUUUCUUGUUGAACUGUCUGGCAUUCGAGCAGUUGCACAACAGCCGCACCAAGCAGUUCACGGUUUACGCUAAUUUCUUGGACUGCCUGGUGAACACCGCCAAAGACGUCGACUACCUUUGCGACCAGAACAUCAUUGAAAAUUACUAUGGAAAAGGCGGCGACGUGGUGCUCUUCAUCAACAAGAUGGGCAAGGACCUGGCGUUUGAUGACGAUCAGUUUUACCUCUCCCAAUUGUUCAAAGAUGUGGACGAGUGUUACCGGAAUAAAUUCUAUGUGCAGGUGGUGAGCUUCAAGAGUAGGUAUUUUAACACGCCAUGGGCAUUCAUAUCGGCAUUGGCUGCCCUUUACCUCUUAGUGCUGACGUUUCUGCAGACCUACUACACCAUUAAACCUAAAAACUAAACUCUCCACAUCCCCUCUACACAAUAGACACUUUCUGGUAAUGGUUUAAUUUAAGACGAUCAUGGAUAUUUUUAAGAGUGUAUUUUCUGUUCUAGCUGCAAGGCACCAAGUCAUGCGAAGAGAAAGUCUACUAGAUUGUUCCACUAAUAUGGGAGUCUGUUACAGAGUCCCACUCUAGUAUUAGGUUUCAUUUGCCAUCAAGUAUUUCUAUAAUUAUUGUAUUUUUUCUUCUUCUUAUUUUGUUCUAUUUCCAUUCUUUAUUAGCUUUAGGGUUUUACUGUAAGUUUGGAUAAGUUGUACCGGAAUAAUCAGAGUUUUUUUUUUUUUUUAAUAAUAUCUUAGUUU